Gavia stellata (red-throated loon) is the source of this 1826-nucleotide messenger RNA. It is a transcript of the gene PIM3, whose product is annotated as Pim-3 proto-oncogene, serine/threonine kinase. Gene Ontology annotation, molecular function: protein serine/threonine kinase activity; ATP binding. The record is from RefSeq and is a predicted model, not a curated record. The coding region runs from base 45 to 1016 and encodes 323 amino acids. Gene Ontology annotation, cellular component: cytoplasm. Lineage: Eukaryota; Metazoa; Chordata; Aves; Gaviiformes; Gaviidae. Gene Ontology annotation, biological process: negative regulation of apoptotic process; protein autophosphorylation; regulation of mitotic cell cycle. The transcript has 6 exons.
GCGGUGCCACCGCGGGGGACUCGCCGCCCCCCCCCCCUCGGAAGAUGUUGCUCUCCAAGUUCGGCUCGUUGGCUCACAUCUGCAGCCCCACCAGCAUGGACCACUUGCCGGUGAAGAUCCUCCAGCCAGUAAAAGUGGAGAAGGAGCCGUUCGAUAAAGUCUACCAGGUGGGCUCCGUGCUGGGCAGCGGCGGCUUCGGCACCGUCUACGCGGGGAGCAGGAUCGCCGACGGCUUGCCGGUCGCCGUGAAGCAUGUGGUGAAGGAGAGGGUGACCGAGUGGGGCACGAUUAGCGGCGUCAUGGUGCCCCUGGAGAUCGUCCUCCUGAAAAAGGUGGGCUCCGGCUUCAGAGGGGUCAUCAAGCUGCUGGACUGGUACGAGCGGCCCGACGGCUACCUGAUCAUCAUGGAGCGGCCCGAGCUGGUGAAGGACCUCUUCGACUUCAUCACGGAGAAGGGCGCCCUGGACGAGGAGACGGCCCGCGGGUUCUUCCGGCAGGUGCUGGAGGCGGUGCGGCACUGCUACGGCUGCGGCGUGGUGCACCGGGACAUCAAGGACGAGAACCUGCUGGUUGACCUCAGGACAGGCGAGCUGAAGCUGAUCGACUUCGGCUCGGGGGCCCUCCUCAAGGACACGGUCUAUACCGAUUUCGACGGAACGAGAGUAUACAGCCCUCCAGAAUGGAUCCGAUACCACAGAUACCAUGGGAGGUCAGCAACAGUAUGGUCUCUGGGAGUUCUGCUGUACGAUAUGGUUUGUGGAGACAUCCCUUUUGAGCAAGAUGAAGAAAUCUUGAGGGGACGAUUAUACUUCAGGAGAAGAAUUUCACCUGAAUGUCAACAACUGAUCAAAUGGUGCCUUUCACUGAGGCCUUCAGACAGACCAACACUUGAGCAAAUUUUUGACCAUCAAUGGAUGCACAAAUCUGAAGUAGUGAAGUCUGAGGACUGUGACAUAAGGCUACGGACCCUUGAUACUGAUGUAUCUAGCACAAGUUCAAGUAAUGAGAGUCUGUGAAUUACUAAGGACCUCGCACUGGGAGGGGAGCUACAAGCAGAAAGACCACAGUGCUGCUGCCAAUACGUAGGAGGGGCUAGAAAAAUGCAUUCAUUAUUCUGUAGUUGAAUCUUUGUCUGAGGGACUUGAUUUUAUUUUCCCCCUUUGCUGGUUUCUGCUUUGGAAUGAGAGAUUUCCUUUGGAAACGCUGAUGUUUGGGAGUUGCAGGCCAGUACUUAGUCAAAGACUGACCUUAUUAAGAAAGCAGUGACCUCUUGAAUACAUGGUAAACUUUUUUGCUCUCAUAGAGCCUGGACUAGAUUUUAUUUGCUUUUGAGUGCCUUUUUGAAAGCUGCUUCAGUGGGACUUUCUUUUUUGAGCUGUGUAUGUCCAAAGAAGAUCCAGUUCAUUAUAGGAAUUUGCUCCCUUUAGACUGAGUGCUGGAGGAAGCAGCUCCUAUGAUGCAUUGGAGAACAUGUUCGGUGAUUGAAUGAAGUAGUCCCAUCCACUGGUGAUGGAAUACUUGAACACAGACAUUUCACUCCUGCCCCCAGCCCUUUCCAAAUCCAACCCACCUCUGCUGCUCAAAAUAUUUCCUAUAGCCUGCACAGAAAUAUGAACAGGUAUAUCAGCUUUUUUAUCAGAAACAUUUAUUCAUGUUUCCUUUUAUCAUCUCUACCACUGGGCAUGAGAAGCCCCUUUCUCAACUCCCCCCGGCCUUUUGUCACCCUGCGAGUCUUAAAGUAUGUAUGGGCAUGUUGAAUGCACAAUCAAUGCAAUAUUCAAGACCUUACUUUUUUUUUCCAUACCUGUAUAAUGUGUUUAUGUAAA